Messenger RNA from Phytomonas sp. Hart1, 1224 nucleotides. NCBI's taxonomy places the organism in Eukaryota, Euglenozoa, Kinetoplastea, Trypanosomatida, Trypanosomatidae. The record is from the annotation of a GenBank genome assembly.
AUGGGGCUCUCGCAUGGGUCGCCGGGGGGGGAUCGACAGUUCGAGCAGGCGAAACUGUGGGACGACGCGCUUCGGCAAAGGCGUUUCGAGCAGCAGGAGGCGAUGCGCCGGAGCUGCCCCUUUCGCCCGACGCUUUCGAAAGAAACAGAGCGGAUCUCGCGUCGAAUUCGCCAGGAUUCCGCGCACUCGCGACGGGGCGGGGGGGAAACCCUUUCAGGGAACUUUCCCGAGGCAGCCGAGCGGCUUUACCGCGAUGGCGGGGAGCGUCUUCUCAGGCGGCAGUUCACCGUCCACCGCACAAGGUCGGAAAACGCUGCGUUCGUCAUUGGCGGGCGACGAAAGCUCUCCCGUCGAGGGGUCUCCCAACUCCUUCACCGUUUAGAAACUUGGCAACUCGAGCGCGAACAUCAUCUGGCGGUGCGCCGCCGGGAAAUUGAAAAAGCUAGAAUCCAGUCAGCAGCGGCCAUGCGGCAUCGAGGCAGAUCACCAAUCGAUUUUGAAGAGAUGAAUUCGCCGCUUCACGAAGAGGCCCCGCGGGCUUUAUCUUUGGAAUCGUUGAAUCGCCUUCCUUCCGCAGCGCCUCGUCCUCGUCUCCCUCAGGGCAAAACUCCUCAGGCUCUUCCUAGUGUGAAAAGCUCGCUGCCCUACGGGUCCUACGAUAGCGAUGCGAAGGAAGAUGAUGGGGAGCGUAGUGCGGAUUCCUUGGAUCUCACCAACUCGAUUACCGUCAGUAUGUUGUCGAUGUCAACAAACUCCGCCACUGCCGAUGAUGCGGGAGUUAAAAAAAGGCAGAUUUUCUACAAUGAAAUGCGUCGUAUUCGAAUAGGAGCUCUUUUUUACAAAUACGCCUCCCCGAAGGCGGAGACGGUAAGUAUCGCUGACGUGCAGGAAAAGGUGCGGCUUCUUUACCCUGAAGAUGUCGGCAUCACAGCAGCCCUGCGCACUUUUAUCAAGUCGGAUAAUCUGGCGCUAACCAAACCGCAGUUUAUGGGGGCAUUGCAACGUUAUGAGCAGCAUUACGGUCCUCAGGAGUGGGGGCGAACGGAAAAGGAUAAAAUCCUAUUUCCCCAUCUUGAAUUAGCUUCUACGCGGUCUCUUCCGCCUCCAUCCACAAGGGCCUCUCUCUGUAAGGAAAUCCCUCAUCAAGGAGCUCCUGAGGGUCUUCCUCCGCCGGUCCCGGUAGUACCACGUACAUCUGAGAGCGGAAAGCAACCUAGUAAAUAG